AUGCCUUCAAUUCUGCGCGAAGAGAACGGCAACACAGAGCUACAGACGAACGGAGACGGAAAUGCACCCAAGACCAAUGGUCACUUAACCGGAAAUCAUGAGGAUGCGUUUCGGCAUCUGCCAAAGCCUCAGCAAGACAUAUUGCAGUUGCAUGGGCCUCGACAGAGAUAUUGCUUAGAGAAGGCGGGUGAGAUACCAGAACUUAGAUCAGAUCGAGAAAUCUUGGUACAAGUCGUAGCAAUUGGCUUGAAUCCGGUGGAUUGGAAGGGCCCCGAUUACGAUUUCGGACUCCCUUCGUUUCCCUGGGUCAACGGACGGGACUUUGCAGGUAUCGUCGUCAAAACUUCCAAUGGGAGCUCUAGGAUCGAAACUGGCGAUGUAGUGUUCGGGCCAUCCACAGAUUAUCGAGACGUCCGUAAAGCCGCCUAUCAGGAAUACUUGGUAACGACGGACUUCAAUGUCGCAAGAUUGCCGGCGGAGCUGCCGGUAAACACAGGCGCAGCUAUCGGAGUUGCCUUUGUAAGCGCGCUAUUGGCACUAGGUGUCUCUCUGGGGUUGGAUUUCUCCAGCGUCACGGGAGCAUCCAAAGGCCCUGAUCUGCUUAGUCUUCUCCGAAAGUCGGACCGAGAUGAGAUACCAGAAGACGUCCGAGAAGAAUGUGUGGACGGCAUCAAGGACACGGAACGUCCGCAGAAAGGGGACUGGUUUGCUAUUUGGGGAGCGUCAUCGAGCACCGGGUCAAUGGCACUCCAGCUUGCCAAAUUGACAGGGUUGAGAGUCAUAUGUGUGGCGGAUGUUGUCAGGCAUGGAUCUCGACUCAUCGAUUUGGGCGCAGAUGUCCUUGUUGACAGGCAAAACCCCUCGCGAGCCAUUGAGAUCAUCCGUAGUGUGACGAAAGGCAAAUUACGCUUUGCUCUGGACACUGUUGGCAAGGAAACGGCAACACAGCUCCAAGAAAGCCUUCAGAACCCCAAAGGAGACAGACAAGCGCAUUUGGUCGGCUUGACCGGGCUGCCCAAAGUGAGGCUUUCAGGUGUUAAAUACCAUAGCGUACCCAUCAAAGUCUUCCAUAGUGUGCCAGCUUUGGGGGAAACCGCCAUGCGCUGGUUGGAGCAGCUUCUGGUGGCAAAAGGCCUGGAACCUCCGGAUAUUGCUCUUGCAGAUGGGGGCUUGGAGGGCAUCAAUGAAGCCCUCGAUAGAUUGAGAAAUGGGACGGUAUCUGCAAAGCGCAUUGUUGUCCCGAUUGGGCAGAAAUCAACAACGGAAUCAGAUGGACAUACUGUGAAGAAUGGGGUGAAACAGGAGGCUGAAGGGAAAUUUGACAACCUCGAUUAUGCGGACAAGCUGAACGCAGACCCUCAGCGUAUCAGAUUUGCAUACUGGGUACCAAACGUCUCGGGAGGUUUGGUUAUUUCCAAGAUCGAACAACGGACUGGAUGGUCGUUCGAACAGAACGUGGAAUACGCCAAGACCGCGGAGAGAGUGGGCUUCGAGUACGCUUUGACCCAGAUCAGAUUCAUGGCGGGUUACGGAGCUGAGAACCAACACGAAUCCGUCUCGUUUUCCCAGGCGCUACUCCACUUCACAGAACGUCUCACCGUGAUGGCAGCCUUGCUUCCGGGGCCUUGGAAUCCAGCCAUCGCCGCAAAACAGAUUGCUAGCAUCGACAAUUACUGCAAGGGACGCAUUGCCGUCAACGUGGUGUCCGGAUGGUUCAAGCAGGAGUUCACGUCAAUAGGCCAAUGGUGGCUUGAUCACGGCGAGAGAUACCGGCGAAGCCGAGAGUUCAUAGCGUGCUUGAAGGGCAUCUGGACACAAGAUCAAUUCACCUUCAAAGGCGAUUUCUACCAGUUUCACGAUUAUCCUCUCAAGCCGAAGCCAAUUGCAAGGCCAGGCCGACCAUAUCCUGAGAUUUUCCAAGGUGGAAAUUCCAUGGACGCAAGAGAGAAUGCUGCCGCCGUAUCCGACUACUACUUUAUGAAUGGCAACACCCUAGAGGGCUUCCAGACCCAGAUUGCAGAUGUCAAGGAACGCGCGGAGAAGCACGGCCGAGCUGGCGGGGUCAAAUUCGCCUUGAAUGGAUUCGUCAUUGCUCGAGAGACGGAGGAAGAAGCAAUCAAAGUGCUGCAAGAGAUCCAAGGCAAGGCGAACAAGGAGGCUGUCGAGGCCUUUGCGGACGCGGUGCAAAACGCUGGUGCCUCAACAGCCAACAAGACAGGCAUGUGGGCGAAUUCCAAAUUCGAGGAUCUUGUGCAAUACAACGAUGGCUUCAAGACCAAGCUUAUCGGCACCCCGGAGCACAUCGCGGACCGCAUCUUGCUCCUCAAGUCCCUCGGUAUCAAUAUUCUAUUGGUUGCUUUCCUUCACUAUGAUGACGAGAUCCAGCAAUUUGGAGAGCAAGUCCUGCCACUUGUCCGGAAGCUAGAGGCCGAGGGCCGUGGGAAGGAUGAGGCAUUCGAGAUUUCGCUGACCGGCGAUGUGUAUAGGGAGAAGAAGGACAAGCAGUAA
Molecule: messenger RNA, 2508 nt
Organism: Letharia columbiana
Lineage: Eukaryota; Fungi; Ascomycota; Lecanoromycetes; Lecanorales; Parmeliaceae
Exons: 8
Coding region: 1-2508 (835 amino acids)
Biological process (GO): alkanesulfonate catabolic process
Molecular function (GO): alkanesulfonate monooxygenase activity; oxidoreductase activity, acting on NAD(P)H
Source: RefSeq, a predicted model, not a curated record